ACUUCCGAGAAAGACCUAGCGGCUCUCAACGUGUUGGCUCCAUCCCUGCUUUAUCCACUUUGAAAAAGAAAAAAAAAACACUACGGCGGGUUAAGCAUUAAGAUUCAGUCCAGAUCCACCGCGACGGCGAGGAAGGUUUUCCGUCCAUUUUGCCUAUCAAAUACAAGACCGGAUGUUUGAGAUCAGAUACACGACGAAGGUGAGAUUUCCGAUCACGGUUGCAACAUUCCAAUCAGAUUCAAAGAACAAUUGCAACAUUCCAGAAGUUCAGGAGAACUUUGGUACACAAACAUGGCUUCACGGAAACAGCCAACAACAAUGACAAACUUCCCUGAUGAUCUUUUAUGCAACAACAUUUUCAUUCGUUUAUCUGCAAAACAACUUGCUCAAAUGAAGUCUCUCUCUAAACGAUUGAAUGCUUCUUUAUCUCAUCCCGACUUUAUUAAAUCCCACGUCAACCACUCAAUCCACAACAAAGUUGAAAUUCUCAUGGUGUUUUACUCUUUGUUUUCUUUUCGUGAUAAAGAAUUCACUGCACACCCAACUAAAUCUCCUCAUCUCGAAGUAUCUAAUAUCUUCAAACUUCCAGCCAACACAUCAUCAAAACAUACCUUUUGUCGUGUACUUGGUUCAGUUAAUGGUUUAAUAUGUUUUAGCUAUCGUCCACAUCCAACUCAUGUCAUUAACAUCUGGAACCCUUCUCUCUCCGCCUUAAUAGCUCUCCCACCAUAUAGUAUUCCUGACUGCAGUCAUACUUUACAAUUUCGAUUUGGGUAUGAUCCCAAAACUGAUGAUUACAAAGUAGUUAAGCUUGCAUGCUAUGUUGGAGUACCCAGAUUCUCGGAAAAUAGAGGUUUUCAUGUCCCUAAAGAAUGGCAGCAAGUGGAGGUCUAUAGUAUGAAAAAGGGUUCUUGGGAAUUAAUCACUAACACGUUUCCAUCCCAUGUUACAAUGAUUUACAAUGAAGAUCAAGUUUGUGUAGAUGGACAUGAUGGCCGACUUCAUUGGAUUGGUUAUAUGUAUGAUAAGAUGAAGCUACAAACAAUCUUGACAUUUGAAUUUGUGCGUGGAGACUUUCAGUCUGAUAUGUCUUCCAGAUGUUAUACAAGAGUAUAA
Erigeron canadensis is the source of this 1116-nucleotide messenger RNA. Its product is annotated as F-box protein CPR1-like. The record is from RefSeq and is a predicted model, not a curated record. Bases 292 to 1116 code for a protein of 274 amino acids. Gene Ontology annotation, molecular function: protein binding. NCBI's taxonomy places the organism in Eukaryota, Viridiplantae, Streptophyta, Magnoliopsida, Asterales, Asteraceae. The transcript is spliced from 2 exons.